ACUUCCCUCUAAGUCCUGUGCUUAAAGUCACCUUGGGCUGUCAUCGGCUGGAUGCCGCAACAGUCAGAACCACGUAUCACCUCUCACCUGAUGAAAGAGGCUUUCCAAGCUGCGCCUGCCUCACCCCUUUGUCCAUUGUCUGGGCUGGGUAGGGUGGCCAAUUCCCCUCGUGUAAGUGUAUGUCUGAGUGAGGGGAAACGGGGGGCAGUGGAGAGAUGGAUGAUGUUAGAGAGCCAUAUUAAGUCAUAUUAGGCAGGGAAGACAAAAAGAAAAAGGAAAUUGCAGGAAGACAAUAGUUGGAAAUUGAGUUUGGCAAGAUGCAGAGUUUUGGGUGAAGCGGGUGACUGUUUUGGGAUGGAAUCGGUGAGGCCAAAGGAGGAGGAGGAAUGGGGGGAGGGGGAGGAGGAGGAGGGGGAGGAGGUCUGCUGGGACAAAGAGAAGCUGGCCAGGUGUACUGAGUCUCAGUCAGUCAGCGCUGGUCAUGACCACAGCUCCAUGCCGAUAGCUACGAGAAGGGAGCAGACCGAGUGAGGAGCCGUCAAGGGACACAGGAUGGUGCGGUGUUGGAAACAUUCAGACAACCGUUUGGAGGAGGCACAGUGCACGGAUGGGGGCUCUGCAGCGUCCUCCCAGUCCCGCUUCCCACACAAGGCAUUCUGGGUCAGCCUCUCGGCCUCCCUGCUCCUGGUCAUCGUGGCCCUUGGCCUGACGGGGCACCUGGGGCUGUGGCAGCCUCACCCUCAGUCUUCGCAGAUGGUCCGAAUCAUAGUUCCAGAGCAGACUGGAGUUCUGAUCAACCAGUCAGCCGUUGUGGAUCAACAGAACGACCUGGUGACCUUUUCUGUGACCUCGCCAGCAAACCAGACGUCCACUGUGCUCUUUGAUAUCAAACACGGUUUGAUAUGUUACAAACCUGUGGACCGGGACAGAUGCUUCCUGCAAAAGAUGGACAAGUCAGACUACGACAACGUGCACUCCCUCCUCCACGAGUCGGCGCACAAGCAGAUUCAGUUCCAGCUGUCUGGGAAUGAGACGCAGAGGCAGACAGAGUUCCUGGGGGUGCUGGCGGCCAGUCAGGUGGAUGCGUCCACGCUGGAGGAGCCUCUGCAGACUCUGUGUCAGGACAGGUCCGUCCACUGGACCAGGAGGGCCGAGGGCCCGGGCAAACAGAGGCUGGUCUAUUUCUGCAUCGACAUCUGCUUUCCAAGCAACAUCUGCGUGUCUGUGUGCUUCUACUACCUGCCAGAGUGACUGUGUAUUCUCUCCGCCUCCUCCCAGCCAAAGAUCAGGGAAACAAAGUUUUCUUUUUAGCUCCCUCAACAAGAAGGAAAAAAAAAAAAAAAAACAUGAAAAAAACAAAAGUCAGCUUUGACUGUUUCCUUUGUGCCAUACAGCCACUAGUAAACCAGUGAAGCAGCCCACCCUCCCAGUCCAUUUCCAUCCUUCCGAGAGAGAAGAGAUGGAGACAGGCUGUCAUGGUUAUCGCCAAAGCCCCAUCGUCACCCUCUUCAUCUGUAAUACCCUCCCUGGUGGCACACUUCAGAGAUUACAAAAGAAAGAUGCCCUCUUUUGUACGUGCUUCUAAUUGUAUUUCCUGUAACCCACUGCUGCAGUGUAAUUAUGUGUAACCAUUACUGUUGCGUAUUUUGAUCUGUCUAAUAAAAGACUGUUGGGCA
Molecule: messenger RNA, 1676 nt
Organism: Dicentrarchus labrax (European seabass)
Lineage: Eukaryota; Metazoa; Chordata; Actinopteri; Moronidae
Gene: bricd5
Product: BRICHOS domain containing 5
Exons: 6
Coding region: 553-1251 (232 amino acids)
Biological process (GO): regulation of cell population proliferation
Source: RefSeq, a predicted model, not a curated record